CACGAUGCUCAGAUGGAUUACUAUGGCACCCGGUUGGCGACCUGCUCUUCAGACAGAUCCGUGAAGAUCUUCGAUGUUCGGAACGGGGGGCAGAUCCUCAUUGCGGACCUGAGAGGGCAUGAAGGUCCCGUGUGGCAGGUUGCCUGGGCUCACCCGAUGUACGGAAAUAUCCUGGCCUCCUGCUCCUACGACAGGAAGGUUAUUGUCUGGAAGGAGGAGAAUGGCACUUGGGAAAAGACCUAUGAGUACACGGGGCAUGACUCCUCAGUGAACUCUGUCUGCUGGGCGCCGCAUGACUACGGGUUGAUCCUGGCCUGCGGGAGCUCUGAUGGGGCCAUCUCCUUACUGAGCUACACGGGCGACGGGCAGUGGGAGGUCAAAAAGAUCAGCAACGCACACACGAUUGGAUGUAAUGCAGUAAGCUGGGCUCCUGCUGUUGUCCCGGGAAGCCUUAUAGAACAACCGUCUGGUCAGAAACCAAACUACAUCAAAAGAUUUGCCUCUGGUGGCUGUGACAACCUUGUCAAGAUCUGGAAGGAGGAAGAUGGCCAGUGGAAAGAAGAGCAGAAGCUGGAGGCUCACAGUGACUGGGUUCGAGAUGUAGCCUGGGCUCCCUCCAUAGGUUUGCCCACAAGCACCAUUGCUAGCUGCUCACAGGAUGGCAGAGUGUUCAUCUGGACGUGUGACGAUGCCUCUGGGAAUUCCUGGUCACCGAAGCUGCUGCACAAGUUCAAUGAUGUUGUCUGGCACGUGAGUUGGUCCAUUACUGCCAACAUCCUUGCAGUGUCUGGAGGAGACAAUAAGGUGACGCUGUGGAAGGAGUCCGUGGAUGGACUGUGGGCGUGCAUCAGCGAUGUCAACAAGGGCCAAGGCGGCGUGUCUGCCGUUGCAGAGGGGCAGCAGAACGAGCAGUGAUGCACGAACGUUCCAGCUGCAGCACGUGGUCGCUCUGAUCCACACCGUUUCUUGAACCGGAUGAGAACUGAUUUUAUCUAAACUGGACAUGAACAUGGGAAACAAUUACCUGAUUUUAGGAGCACUCUGUAACUAUUCCUGGGAGGCUACAAUAUGUUGAUAAUCAGCCUUAAUUGACAUUCCCUUAAAUUUAAGGUAAAGAGCAUAGCAAAGUACUGUGCCUUAUACUACUCCUUGAUGCUGUAGAAGCUGUACCUUGCUUUUUGGGUUUAGGGAUGAGGUUUAAGUGGAU
Nestor notabilis (Kea) is the source of this 1207-nucleotide messenger RNA. RefSeq names its product SEC13 homolog (S. cerevisiae) (gene SEC13). The annotation marks the transcript as partial. Gene Ontology annotation, cellular component: COPII vesicle coat; nuclear pore outer ring. Gene Ontology annotation, molecular function: protein binding; structural molecule activity. Gene Ontology annotation, biological process: COPII-coated vesicle budding; protein import into nucleus; positive regulation of TOR signaling. The record is from RefSeq and is a predicted model, not a curated record. Lineage: Eukaryota; Metazoa; Chordata; Aves; Psittaciformes; Psittacidae. The transcript has 7 exons.